UGCUUUUCCACAUAAUGGCCAGAACAUGGGCCUCUCACCCUUCCUGGGGACUCUGAACACCGGAGGGUCAUUACCAGAUCUAACCAACCUCCACUACUCAGCACCGCUGCCAGCCUCCCUGGACACCAGCAUGAGUGUGGGGAAUAGUGUGGGCAACCUUCCUGCUGCUAUGACUCAUCUGGGCAUAAGAAACUCCUCUGGUCUCCAGAGUUCUCGAAGUAAUCCUUCCAUCCAAGCCACGCUCAAUAAAACUGGGCUCUCAUCAUCCUUUAAUAGCCACCCACAGACAUCCGUGGCCAAUGCAUCUGCUCUUCACCCUUCGCUCCGUCUCUUCUCCCUUAGCAACCCAUCUCUUUCCACCACAAACCUGAGUGGCCCCUCUCGGCGCAGGCAGCCUCCAGUCAGCCCUCUCACGCUCUCUCCUGGCCCUGAAGCACAUCAAGUUUUCAGCAGACAGCUCUCUUCAACCAGCCCCUUGAACCCAUAUCCUGCCUCCCAGGUGGUAUCCUCAGAGCAAAGCCCACUUUCCUUCCUACCCACAGAAGCUCAAGCCCAAGUGUCCCCACCACCCCCUUACUCCACACCCCAGGAGCUGCCCCAGCCACUCCUGCAGCAGUCCCAUGCCCAAGAGGCCCCUGCUCAUCCACCCCAGGCAGCCCCCUCCCUGCCACAGUCAGACUUCCAGCUCCUCACUGCCCAGGGCUCGUCUCUGACCAACUUCUUCCCAGAUGUGGGCUUUGACCAACAGCCCAUGAGGCCCAGCCCUGCCUUUCCUCAACAGGUGCCUUUGGUGCAGCAGAGUCACCGAGAGCCACAGGACUCAUUUCACUUGAGACCAAACCCGUAUUCCAACUGUGGGAACUUCCCAAAUACCAUCCUGACAGAAGAUCCAAGCACCAGUCUGUUCAAAGGCCUUAGUGGGGGGCUGUCGGGCAUGCCCGAGGUUGGCCUGGACAUGGACACUCCGUUUCCAUUGGAAGAGGAGCUGCAGAUUGAACCCUUGAGCCUGGAUGGACUCAACAUGUUAAGUGACUCCAGCAUGGGCCUGCUGGACCCCUCUGUGGAGGAGACAUUUCGAGCUGACCGGCUAUGAGCACAGUACAGUGGAGCAGGGGGCCUGAAAGGGCCAGAGCAGAGGCUAGAAUGGAGGGAGCCGUGCUAUCCCAGGCUCUCCUCAAGUCCUAGCUCAGAUGUUGUGGCUUUCUAGACACAGCUGCAUCCUGCCUCUCCAGCCUGUGACACCAAUUGUACUGCCGCAAGCCAGCUGCUUUGGAGCUUCUGAUGACUGCGAAGUUCACCGUGUCACCUUCAUUCUUUCUAUUGUCCAUCUAGUCAGUGUGUAAACGUAGAGAGUGCUGUAUAACAGGUAGCCUCUGGAAUGUCCUCAGUCUCUGAACCACAGAUCCCAGCCAGCACUGAAGAUGCAACCCAGUGUGGGAGUCAGUCAGGAGUCAGUCAGGAGCCACGGAGUUGGUUCAGCGUCACACAAUGACGGUACCAGAGCACCGUGAUGCCUUUGUGUCUGACCAGCAAGGCCAGGCACUGCCCCCCUCCCCAGCUGGUGGAUAGUCUGGGCCUCGCCAUUGCUCUGCCAGAUGGGGUAAUGAAGUGAAGCAGCCCCCACCUGUCCCAGGGCGGCUGUCCUUAGGCAAGCUGAGCUCAGUUUGCUUUCUCCCAGUCUGUGACCUUUGCUGCUGCUUUCCUGUACACGGACCUUUUUCUCACGGACAAGAGCGAGGGAGACUCAUUUUCUCACUGAAGAAAAGUUCCCUGGGAAUAGGAUGAGUGUAAAGUGAGAAGUGCUCCCUCUAGGAGGCUGCAGGUAUGGCACCUGCACAAGACGUCCUCCAUCUUAGGCCGGCCACCCAACAGCCCCACGGGGGCAGAGCUGCUGGGACUCCUGUCAAUGCAUAGCAGCUGAACUGCCCUCUUCCUCCCAGCUUUCUCUGUUUAAUGCGAUCCCACUAGACUGUAAGCUUCAAGAGGGCAGGAGCUGUGCCUUGUCCCUUCUUGAGCCCUUAGUGCCUACCAAGUGCCUGGUAAGAAUGAGUGCUGUGUGACUGGGUGUAGCACCCAGUCAUGGGUGAGUGAAUGAAUAUGCCAUGUGGUGGGACAGUCUGACCUGUAGCUAUGUCUAUUCCCUGCCUAAGCUCAGAGCUUAACCUUCACAUACUGGUGCCUUUAAUUCACACUCACUUGAAUGUGCCUUAACACACUAGAUGACCAGAUCUGUCACUAAGCUCAUCCUAGUGACAUCCUCCUUGGAUUAUGUCCCUCAGCAGCUGGGUGGGAAUCAUCCAGAAUGUCUGAGCACACCAAAGCCCCUAAGUGCAGGGCCCCUGGGGUCUUCACUGGGCCCCCACAGCAAAAUCUUCCUACUCAGAUCCAUGUUUUGUUCUAAAUUGCCUAAAAUAGAGGUGCAUACUUUGAGGUUAAGAAAUGAGUUUAUGGUAAAGGAGGCCUGAUUAAUGGGACUCUUGUUAUUCACUAACACCUUAUCACACAAUAAUUUGACCAGAUUCUACCACCACUGCCCCCUAGCCCUGAGUGGGAAAAGUGGUAAUGCCCACAUAGCACACAGGGGAGGAGCCAGGCAUGAGAGAGAUGGAGGAGGGGCCGGGGGCUAAAGGAGAAUCUUUGCUUGGACCACAGCUACCCUUCCUGGAGACAUAGGGGUGCAGCUGAGGCGCAGUGACUGUUUCCACCCAACAAGCAAGGAUGAAGUUGAAGGAAGCUGACACCUCUCUGCCUGUGGACAGGAAGCUGCUCCUGCACCUCUCCACAGCUUGUCCGCAUCUUCUCUUCUUAGGCCUUUUUUAUGAUCCUUCAAACAGCCCUGAUGGUGCCGUUCUCCGCCUUCCUCUAGGACCCAAGAAUUUUGUGUUCCUGUUUACCUCGAUCACUGCUGUUGAAUUGGGAAACCAAAUUAGAAUCCUCUCUACCAGAUUCCACCCCUAGAAGAUGCUACUGGCCUCUGCUUGUGAUCCCUGUUCCCAGUGGGACGGACUCUCAUAUGCUUUAUGCCUGAGAUCACAGAGCAGAGUGACUUUAGCUAAAGGGAAAGCAUUUCACUCCUCAUGGUCCCAGCUCCCCACCAUGCCUACAGAAGCCAGCUCCUCUGUCACAGGCCCCUGAAAUCAGAUCAGAGCCUUCAGGCAGGGAUCGGUGCUGUUUUAAGAGUUUAGAGCAAAGGGGGGGGGCAGCACAAUCUGCUCUCUGCAUUGUGCCUUAUUCGUGGGUUCAUUUCAUCAGGGGAACCCUGCCUUGUUACAGGAGACCCCAGAACCUCAUACCAUGAAUUGCCCUGCUCCUGGGAUAUUCUCCAGCUGAUGGGGAAGUACUGGCUAUGGGGGAAAUAGAUUAAACAACAAAAAAGCAAAACAAUACAAGAUAGCACUGAGUUAAAUCUGCUGUUAGGCCCACCAGCCUGAUGUUUCCAUGGGAGGAGCUUUAAGCCACUGGAGAUCCCACCUUGUCUAGAUGGUAUUGAGGACACUGGGAGACAGUGUCGCCCCACCCCGGCCAUGUAAGCCUGCACUUGCUGCUGCCUUUGUGACAAACUUGCCUCAGGCCUCAGCACUGAAGUGGCUACAGGCGUCCCCAAGCCUGCUGUUCUGUGUUUUAACUUGGUCACACCAGCUGUACUCAUCUUUCUAGCAGUGUAGCGGUUGUGGGUUUUAGGAUAUGAGUGUGAGGAGAUGGUCUGAUCAUGUCAAAGAUCAGUUCUCCUUUGCCUUCUUCCUUCUUCUAAGUCUACUGUAGUCUCUGAGCUGAAAAGUGGUGUAUUCAUGCUCACGCGUGUCUGAAGACAUGUCCUGUUGGGACUCUCCGGGGCUCUUCUGGUUUAUGCACAGCAUAAAUGAUGGUUCCCAGCAUUUCCACUGCUCCAGGAUGGGGCCAUCCCAGUAACUAAUCAGACUUCCUGCCAUGCCCUAACUCCCGGUCCUUUGUUAAGCAAUAUUGAAAGAUUGGACUUUGUAUAAAGUAGCUUCCAAGUUUUAUAAUGCAUCAUUUUACAUCUUUCGUAAUUAAAAGCAGCACAAUAUGGUUGUA
This is a messenger RNA of Cricetulus griseus (Chinese hamster), 4053 nucleotides long. The record is from RefSeq and is a predicted model, not a curated record. NCBI's taxonomy places the organism in Eukaryota, Metazoa, Chordata, Mammalia, Rodentia, Cricetidae.